Messenger RNA from Solanum tuberosum (potato), 607 nucleotides. RefSeq lists its product as uncharacterized. The record is from RefSeq and is a predicted model, not a curated record. Bases 89 to 460 code for a protein of 123 amino acids. Lineage: Eukaryota; Viridiplantae; Streptophyta; Magnoliopsida; Solanales; Solanaceae. The transcript is spliced from 4 exons.
GAGCAAGAAUACAAAUUUGUGGUUGUUAAACAUUUAGACCACAUUACCCCUCUAAUCAAAAGAAGAAUUGUGUGCUCCUUACUCUCCAAUGGCUACUCCAUUGGCGCCUCUUCAUGGAUUCAACUCACCAGCAAUUCCAUUAAACAAACAAACAGAUUUUCCUCUUCUUAUGAAACGAAACAGGCAAUUAAGGAAGCCAAUCAACGCCGCCGCCACCGAUAUAAUUACUUCAGACCCAACUCAGGUGGAAAUCACUUGGCAAAUUGUUGCUGGCUCUUUGGCGGGUGUAACACCAUUUGUGGUAGCAGGAGUGGAGUUUAGCAAGAGAAUUGUAAAACAGAGGAAAUGUGAAGUUUGUGGGGGUUCAGGACUUGUUCUUAAGAACAAAUUUUAUAAGAGAUGUCCUAAUUGUGGGGGAUUUCUUCCUUGGCAGUCUUGGAGAAGAUUCUUCACUGGUUAAUGUAGUACAUUUGUGGAAUCUUAAUACCAACUUUGAUGAUUCACCCUAUACAUCUAAUAUAUAUAUAUGUAUACCACUUGUAAUAUAGAAGAUUUCGAAAUAAGUCUUCAUGUAUACACCGUGCAUAUUCUUUUGACUUUGGACUUA